AUGAAGAGAGCCAAAUUCAGAGACAGCGAAAAGGAUGCUGGCGAAUGCCGCCUCUUUGUCGAAAACCUCCAAGGAGCAGCGCUCGAAUGGUUCUCCCGCCUAAAUCGGAAUUCCAUUGGGAGCUUUCGCAAACUCGCCUCGGAGUUUCUCAAGCAGUGCGGAAUAAGCGACAAAGUGGCCGUAGACGCACUUCGUAAAACGCUCUGGUACAAGUCAAAGUUUAGGAUGUGGAUAGCCUUGGAUAAGCCGCGUACGAUUCAAGACGCGCUCCAUAAGGCCAUGGACUACAUAACUAUCGAAGAAGAGACAAAAAUCUUAUCGCAAAAACAGAAGCUCAUGAAAACUUCAUUGAAGGAUCCUGGGUCGGAUCAGAAAUCUAAACGAAGAAACCCUCAUAACGAUAAAAACAUCCAUCACGGGGAAGAGGAGACCCAAGGAGCGUAUAACUAUGCCAUCAAUUCCGGACCAGAGCAAGGCCAGACAACGGGAAAUACAUGGACUCGUAAUCCGAAUUACGACGAGAAUGCCUUCUGCGACUUUCAUUUGGCCCGCGGCCAUUCAACCAUAAACUGCAAGGUUCUCAGUGCCAGGUUGGCCGCAAAGCUGCUCGCAGGAGAACUCGCCGAAGAAUCUAGCGUAAAAGAUCUCGUCCGCGACUCAGACUGUCCUCCGAGAAACGAUAAAGCCCCUCAAACCGAGAACUCUCUCCGAGAGAACCAGUCAGGAGAAAGGCGCGGAAGAAGGCAGGACGAGAAAGGAAAUGACAAUAGUCGCCGCAGAGUCAAUAUGAUCAUCGGAGGAUCGCAGUACUGCAGCGAUACCAUCCCCGCCAUCAAGCUUAUGAGCGCAAGGCUGAGACAAGCGCAAAUUCGCUAA
Messenger RNA from Brassica oleracea var. oleracea, 876 nucleotides. RefSeq lists its product as uncharacterized. The transcript has 2 exons. Bases 1 to 876 code for a protein of 291 amino acids. NCBI's taxonomy places the organism in Eukaryota, Viridiplantae, Streptophyta, Magnoliopsida, Brassicales, Brassicaceae. The record is from RefSeq and is a predicted model, not a curated record.